Messenger RNA from Nicotiana tabacum (common tobacco), 2886 nucleotides. NCBI's taxonomy places the organism in Eukaryota, Viridiplantae, Streptophyta, Magnoliopsida, Solanales, Solanaceae. The record is from RefSeq and is a predicted model, not a curated record.
CACAACAUACACAUGCAAUCUCCUUUGCUAUUCUUUCACACUCUACACUUGUUUUCUCAAAUAUUCUUUGGUUUCUCUCAAUCCAUAUGCGGUGUACUAUCUCUGUGUAUACCUUCUUGAAGAGUUGGGCUUCUCUUGAUUUUUCUUUAGCUAUCCUGAUCACUUCCUCCACAUGUUGUUCCCAAUCCCCUGCUGCUAUGUUUUGGCUAUGUGUCCAUUGCAUUAUCUUGUUCAUCACUGCCUUCAUGUAGUCACAUUCCACAUAGAGAUGGAAUCCUGGGUUGUUCUCCCAGUAAAUGUAAAUAAAUUUGAUUAAUGACACUCUUGCAUGUGCACACAUGUAUACUUUCCUGCUCUAGGAUAUUCUUUGCUUCUAGGAUUUUCCUCACCAUCCAGCUUGCUUGUUUUGGCACUGUUGCAUGCUCUAUCUGUUGUCCUUUUAUAUAGUAUGUAUGUAUCCACCUUAUCCACAACUUGUCCUUUUUUCUUGCAAGAUCCCAGUACAACUUUAUUAUAGCUGCCUUGUUCCAUAGUCUUAAGUUUAUCAAAUUCCACCCUCCACUACUUUUUGGAGAACAAACCUUGUCCCAGUUGAUCAAUGCUUUCCUUGUUAUUACAUUGUUGUAUGUUCAUAAGUAGCUCCUGCAGAAACCUUCCACUAUUUUUAUCAUAUCUGCUGGUAGUAUAAAUAAUUGUGCCCAAUAGGAUUGAAACCCAAAUAGUACAUUUCUUAUCAGUUGAGCUCUUCCUCCAUAUCAGUUAUUUUUUUGUUGUCCAUGAUGUAAUUCUUGCCACUAUCUUCUCAAUGAGGGGUUGCCACUGCAUUAGUGUCAGCUUCUUUGUAGAUAGAGGAACUCCCAAAUACUUGAAUGGUAGUGCUCCCUUUGUGAAUCCCAGUUGGCUCAGUAUCAGCUCUUGUUCAGCAUGUGGUACACCUCCAAAAUAAAUGAAGCUCUUUACUAAAUUUGCUUACAAAAAUGAUGCCUUUGAGAACUGGUUGAAACUAUGUUGUACUUCUGUUACUGAAGAAACAUCACCUCUUGAAAAUAUCAGCAGGUCAUCAGCAAAACAUAGGUUUUAGUAAAUAUAGCUCUUAAGACUUUUCUUUCCCUAUUCCUUUCUCUUGACCUUUUAACUACAUUAGAAGCCAAUGGAUUCUGGGAAUAGUGGUAGUAUGCAAUCUUCAAGUGGUGGUGAUGAAGAGUAUGAUUCACGUGGAGAAUCCAUUUCUACUUUCUUGAAUAAUAAUAAUAAUCCUUCUCUUCAUUUUGGUUCAAUAUCUUCUAAUAAUAAUCCACCUCCACCUUUUCUUUCUCACCACCAACAUCCCACUUUCUUUGAUCCUCACUCACAAAAUCUUGACACCAAUUUCCCACAAAAUGCAAAUUCUCAGUUUAAUACUAAUGAUCUCAUUUGGUCACAACGGGGUCUAAGAUCUGACCAAAACUUCAACAACUUUGGUACAUCCUCAUCAAAUGCUACUCAAGCUGUUCUUCAUCAAAACCUUUUUUCGGGUUCAUCUUCAGUACCAUUACAACAAUCUUUGAUUGAAGCUGCGGGUAAUGUUGUACAACGGGCUUCGAACUCGGCCCAGCCCGAACAUCAGCCCAAUGUGGUAAAAAAUCCGAAAAAACGAACCAGGGCAUCAAGGAGAGCGCCAACUACUGUCCUUACUACUGACACCACAAAUUUUCGACAAAUGGUUCAAGAAUUCACUGGCAUCCCUACAGCUCCGUUUACUGGUUCAGCCUACACUCGCCGCCUUGAUCUUUUUUCUACAGCUGGCUCAGCGAUGAGGUCGGGUCAUUUGGAUACUCUUGGGCCACUUUACCCUUUAAGGCCUUCAGCACAAAAGGUUAAUCAAGUAUCUCCAUUUAUGCCACAAUUAUCUUCUUCUACUAGUACUUCUUCAUCAUCACUGUUGAGUUCUAGCAUGAUUGAUGCUUUAAUGCCAACAAAUAAUAAUACUGGAAACAAAAACUCUAUAAUUGGUACCAGUACUACCAUGGCCUCAACCUCUACCUCGACAAAUUUUCAACUAGGUUCUGAUCAUCUUGGAAUACAAAAACAAGCACAAAACUUGUUCAACAUGCAGAAUCAGAUUCUUUCAUUUAAGCAGCAUCAUCCAUUGGUUAAUAAUGCACAGGUUUUUGGCACAAAGUCAUCACAAGGAACAAAUACUAUUGUUCCUUCUUUAGAUGAGCUUGGAAUAAGUCACGAUCAACAAGUCAGUGCAAAUCUUAUCAGUGGAUAUAAGGGAGAAUUUCUAGUCAAACAAGAAAUGAUGGAAAUAAUCUUUCAAGAUUAUGGAGAUCAGGUGGUAAUGGUCAUAAUGAUGGAGGUCAAGAAAAUCAGCUGAGAUCGUCUUUUGGUGGUAACAACAAUAAUAACAAUAAUGGUGGAAGUUCAUUACAACAACAACAUGUUAGUGGUUAUAAGUUGAAUUGUUCAGGUAAUUCUUCUACAUCAGAAUUCCAUCAACAUGAGAAGGGUUUGGAAAAUGUAUGCUCAACAGGUGAAGGACCAGUUUCUUCUUGGACUAAUUGCCCUUCCGAGUAGAAAAAGGACAGUUGCACUAAGUUCCUGUUAUGCGUGUGGUCAAGGGAAGGAUCGGACCACUAUGCCCUUCCAAGUAGAAUUAAGAAGAAACAAUCACAGCUGACGAUUGAAAAAAAAUUGUUAACUUGAGUAAGUUAGUAUUCUGCGCAAUGGGAUAGAAUUCAUUGAUGACUGAGAUCACUUUGGUGAGUUUUUCCUUUUAAUUAUUGUAUUUUAAUUUGUUUUUGAUUAAUUAUAUACCUUGUAAUACACAUGUAGAUAUAGCAUAUUUUGUACUCCUUUGAUGAUUAAAUAUUUGGUAGAAUAUAUGGGAAUUCUGGGAAGGUA